UCGACGUUGGAUCGUCAUAGCGCCACAUCUCUUUUCUUUCGGUAAGAGUAAUAUUUAGCAGGAGGAUAGUGUAGGAUCGGGUUUCUCCGGGUUUUUCUCCGGAAUUUAUCAAAAUAUUGUUUUCUGGUGUGAAUUACAGCUGAAUAUUGUUAAUAUAAAGUGAUAAACUGUGUGUGACAGAUAUUUGCUACAACUUACACGCACGGCACGUCACGAUGGAGAACCUAACCAUAAACGAACUCUACACCUCGGAAAAGCGUGGCGAUGACGAGUCCGGUGAUGGAACGGUGGAAAACCCGUUCAAAACAAUUCUGCAAGCCAUGAAGCACGCCGGCAAGGAACCUUUUCCGACCAUUUACGUCGACGCCAAGGAUGCAAAAUCGGAAUCACCCUACGAGGUGGCAGCCAAAUCUCAGCUCAAGAAAAUUCAGAAGCUUUGGGUUCGUGAUGGCUUUAAAAACGUCGGUAAGCAGAAGCGCGAAGAGGAUGAUGCCAAGAAGCGGGAACAGAACCUGCAGGAAGCGAAAAAGAUCAUUAUCAGUGAAGAUGCGUCUUGGUCUGCGGCCAAAUUGAUCAAGAUUAAACAGGGUGGUGAGAAUCGUGGAAUUCGAGUUAAGAUUUACGGCUGGGUUCAUCGGUUAAGACGGCAGGGUAAAGGAUUAAUGUUUAUAACGCUUCGCGAUGGAACCGGUUUCUUGCAAAGCGUUCUCAGCGAUACCUUGUGUCAGACUUACAACGCGUUGGUUCUAUCGACUGAAUCUUCGGUUAGACUGUUCGGUACGUUGAAAGAGGUUCCAGAGGGUAAGUCCGCUCCCGGUGGACAUGAACUGCACGUUGAUUAUUGGGAGCUAAUCGGAUUAGCUCCGGCCGGUGGAGCGGAUUCUAUUUUGAACGAAGAUGCCAAUCCUGAUGUGCAGCUCGAUAAUAGACACAUUAUGAUUCGAGGCGAAAACACUUCCAAGAUUCUCAAGAUGAGAGAUGUCAUAAUGAUGGCCUUUAGGGAGCACUAUCAUGACCGUGGUUACACGGAGGUAACGCCGCCGACGCUGGUGCAAACACAAGUUGAAGGAGGAUCGACUCUGUUCAAACUGGACUAUUUUGGGGCGGAAGCAUUCCUGACGCAAAGCUCACAGCUGUAUUUGGAAACCUGUCUGCCGGCAUUGGGCGAUGUCUACUGUAUUGCUCAAAGUUACCGUGCAGAGCAGAGUCGAACUCGUCGUCAUUUAGCAGAAUACAGUCACGUUGAGGCGGAAUGUCCUUUUAUAACAUUCGAAGAGCUACUUGAUCGGCUGGAAGAUUUGGUAGUAGAUGUUGUCGAUCGCGUACUGAAGUCUCCGUGGGGUUAUCUAGUGAAGGAACUUAACCCGAACUUUACGCCACCGAAGAGACCCUUCCGUCGCAUGAACUAUACCGAUGCUAUUGACUGGCUAAAGGAAAACAACAUCACCAAAGAUGAUGGAACUUUUUACGAGUUUGGCGAUGACAUUCCGGAGGGUCCGGAACGAAAAAUGACGGACCAAAUAAACGAACCAAUAAUGCUGUGCCGGUUUCCCGCGGAAAUUAAAUCAUUCUACAUGUCUAAAUGUGAAGAGGACCGUCGAUUAACCGAAAGCGUUGACGUUUUGCUGCCAAAUGUAGGAGAAAUUGUCGGAGGUUCGAUGAGGUCCUGGGAUCACGAAGAGUUGAUGGAGGGAUAUAAACGCGAAGGAAUCGAUCCUAAGCCUUACUACUGGUACAUUGAUCAACGAGUGUAUGGCUCACAACCACAUGGUGGGUACGGGUUGGGACUGGAACGGUUCAUGUGCUGGCUGCUCAACAGGUACCACAUUCGUGAGGUUUGUCUAUAUCCCAGGUUUUUGGAGAGAUGCACACCCUAAGCAAUAUUUGCAUUUAUGCUUGCAUUUGGAACUUCUGAAAUUGUUCAGCUUAUUUAUUUCUAUGAGCAGCAUUUCUAAAAAGGUAGAAUUGGACACUUUUAUUUCAAGAAAAAUAAAACAUUUGUCGUUCUAUA
This is a messenger RNA of Topomyia yanbarensis, 2011 nucleotides long. RefSeq names its product asparagine--tRNA ligase, cytoplasmic (gene AsnRS). Gene Ontology annotation, cellular component: cytoplasm. The transcript has 3 exons. The record is from RefSeq and is a predicted model, not a curated record. Bases 216 to 1877 code for a protein of 553 amino acids. Gene Ontology annotation, biological process: asparaginyl-tRNA aminoacylation. Lineage: Eukaryota; Metazoa; Arthropoda; Insecta; Diptera; Culicidae. Gene Ontology annotation, molecular function: ATP binding; asparagine-tRNA ligase activity; nucleic acid binding.